CUCGAUUACGAAGCAAAGAAUAAGCAUCGUAUAAAGAUAAAAUGUACGGACCAGGUCAUCCACCAAAAUCUUCUAUCCAGAGUUUGUUUGUUUUUGUACGAGACAUUAACGAAUCACCCAGGAUAUAAAUUUGACGGGUAAUCGCAUCCCGGAGAAUUGCGUUCUGGGGUCGUUCAUCGGCGACUUCGUUGCGACUGAUGACGAUAAUGACAUGUUAAAGUUUUAUUUGAAUCGCAGUAGUGUUUUGGUUCGUGAAAAGUUUGCUCUACAAGGUGUUCCAAAUAUUAAAUAUCGUACAAUGAACGAUAAAUCAACUAAUAUUUACUCGAUUCCCCUCGUUGUUAACGGUUCUCUUGAUUAUGAAGAAGAAAACGUGUACAUUAUUUGGUUGGCUGUCGAAGAUCCGGGGGGGAAAAUGGCAUUUGAAAGAUUUCAGAUCGAAGUAACCGAUGUAAACGAAGCUCCAACUGAUAUUUUGAUGUCUGAAAAUUUUGUAGCAGAGAACUCUCCUGCUUCAACAGUGAUUGGAAAGUUUUUGGUAAAAGAUCCAGAUGUAAAAAGUGUGCCACCUCAGAUCCAUAUUUGCUCCCUCGAGAACUCAAGGGGUGGUGACGAAGAUGAGUUUUACAUUACUCACGAAACUGAUCACAAUUUUCUCCGAGUUAAAUAUAAUAGUCUUCUCGAUUUUGAAGAAAGAAAUGUUUACAAUAUCAAUGUCACUUGUAAAGAUGCGGCUGGCCUCGAUAUUUCAAAGUCAUUUAAAGUCUCCAUCACUGAUGUGAACGAAGAACCCACGUCAAUAUGUCUCGUAGCCCCUCGCUCAGGUGAAGAUUGUUCAGUUGUUGGUGAAAUCUUUAUCGAGGAUUUGGAUUAUCCUCAAAUACAAUGUGGCUUAAAUUGGACGGUUGAUCUUCAGCCAUAUUCCGAGAAAUUAUCGGAAUACACUUGUCAGAUCAAGAAGGAGGAAGACACUUUAAGUGAAAUUACUAAAGUGAUUAGUCAUUUUUAUGUUCAUGACAGUCCACCAAGAUUGCACGUGAAGAAAAGUAUAUUUAUUCAUGGAAAUCUAUCCUACAAUGUUCCUAUUUCAUGUGAAAGUACCUUACAUCCACGUCAUACCCUGUCAAAAAACCUGGUCGUUCAUAUUCAAGUUCCUAAUGAUGACAACUGUCGUGAUAAGAAACUUUGUGCUUCCUGUCCUCAGCCGAAAUUCUGUCUAUCGAAUGUCAAAGCUGCUGGAAAAUGUAUUGAUACAGAAUAUCUUUUGAACUUAACUGUGGAUGCCCCUCCAUCGUUGUUCAAAAAGCGUGGCUUUAUAAAAGUGUUUGAACACUAUGUUAAAGAUUUGAUUGAGGGAACUGAAAAAGAGAAGAGUCUAAAAGAUUUAAUUAAGGAGAAGGAAGAUAACGAUAUUGCUUCGAGAAAACAACGCGGUGUAUCAAACAGAACUGUGUAUGUGGAGUUACUCCUUUAUGUGAAAGAAGGAACGUUUACUAAAGUCGUGCUUGCUAUCGCAGAGAAACCUAACUACAAAUUGAUCCCAGCGUUUGAAGCCAGUGUUCUUUUAAACAAAGUACUUCAUCUAUAUACUUCAUCUAAGACCAGUAUUUCUCUUCAAUGGAUCAUUGUCGUUUGUUUUGUUGUUUUCAUUUGUAUAAUUUGCUUGAUCAGGAAGUGGAGAAGACAACAUCUACGUCAUGGAGAAAACCUUCCUGAGAGAGAAAACAUUCCUGAGAGAGAAAACCCUCAUAAGGGAGAAAACCUUCCUGAGGGAGAAAACCCUCCUGAGGGAGAAAACCUUCCUGAGAGAGAAAACCCUCAUAAGGGAGAAGACCUUCCUGAGGGAGAAAACCUUCCUGAGGGAGAAAACCUUCCUGAGGGAGAAAACCUUCCUGAGGGAGAAAACCCCUGAGGGAGAAAACCC
Molecule: messenger RNA, 1924 nt
Organism: Xenia sp. Carnegie-2017
Lineage: Eukaryota; Metazoa; Cnidaria; Anthozoa; Malacalcyonacea; Xeniidae
Exons: 8
Coding region: 212-1912 (566 amino acids)
Biological process (GO): homophilic cell-cell adhesion
Cellular component (GO): membrane
Molecular function (GO): calcium ion binding
Source: RefSeq, a predicted model, not a curated record